Molecule: messenger RNA, 2320 nt
Organism: Vitrella brassicaformis
Lineage: Eukaryota; Vitrellaceae
Source: the annotation of a GenBank genome assembly
GGUGAAUGCAUGUGUUGUGGUAUGAGCCGUAUGAGCCACACCAACCCUUUCGAGGCCGCUGGAUGCACACUUGCGCGCGGCGAAAUCAUGGUUGAAGUCCGGCACGUCAGCUACUCCCGCACACUGCUGCCUUGUGGCACUAGAACCGACGAGGCCACCGCCAGCGCAGCUCACCUGGACAGAUGCCAGCCGAAACCGACAAGAUUCGCCGCUCUUGCGAUUGGUACGCUGGCCGAUGAAUGGAUGGAUGGAUGGAUUUGGAUGACUCGUGUGUUGUCUGAUUGUGGCAGGUCGUGUGUGUGGGUGUGGCCAAGACGUCAAGGGCAUUAGCGAGGGAGAACACGUCAUUGGUAAGGUACAUGAAUGGAUGGCAGCAGGAGCCGAAAUCGUGACUGCUCACGCCGCCUCCCUGUCUGUGUGUCCGUGUAAGGCUAUCUGCCCUUCAGCCACACUGAUGCUGCUGCCGUCGCUGCCAAUUCGCGCAUCAAAAUCCCUUAUUGGAUGGCAGGUAAACUGGCUGUUGGCGUCUGGUUUGCUUCUCCUCAUUGUCGCGAUACUGUGUGUACAGUGCGGUGGUCGAGUAGAGCUGACGACGAUUCACAUGCCCGUGUGGUGGCUGCGGCGCUAAGCCCUCUGGUCGAAUCACUCUACUGUAAGGAAGCACAGUAAGGCAGAACGAUACUGCGUGACGGUUGUGUUGCAUACUCAGGUGUGUCGCAUUUCGUGCGCCCUCAGCCAGAGGACAUCAUACUCGUCGUGGCCACGCAAAUGGUGUGUGAGGGAGAGGGAAAGGCACUCAGGGCCGGGCCGCAUGGGCAUGUCAGUCCUGUCACAUGAGAUGGCGGUCGGCCUUGUGGUCAGAAUUGGCGGCUGCGGUGCCUGCUGCAAUGGCUGAUCCUGAGAGGCCCUCACCUGUCCAUCAUCCUCGCAAUCCCAGCGGUAAGCAGCACACGGCAGCGACAGAUCCCUGAGUGCACUUCCAUUCUGUGUAUCAGGAGGAGUUCCCCCGUCUGGGCAUCGCCCCCCCGCCCCCACCCCCAGCCACCCACCUCUCGCACCUGCCCAAUGGCACCUCGCCACCUGAUUACCAUGGCGACACUGCCGUCACAUUGGAUGCCCGCGCGGCUUUGCAGCUGAAGCCGCCGAAAGUGAAGCUGCCCUCGCCGUAUGCAUCUGCUGUGCAGGGGGCGCCAGAAGGGGCGGCCAACAAGGGAGGCAGCCCCACUCACAGCCGCAACAACAGCAGCAGCAGCACUGAUGCGUGCCAAGGUGGGUGGGCCGAUCGACAAGUUGCGAGUGCACUCAGGGACCCAUAUAUCUGGCUGACCGUUAGUCCCGUGUCGUGUGUUCUCUCUCCUCCAGCCAAGGUGUGCGUGCUGCAGGAGGGCUUCAGCGAGCAGGUGCUGGCACUGACUGGCGGCAUGGGGGCACACACCAUCCUCCAACUCGACUCCCCUCCGACCGACACCACCACCCAGCAGCCUCGUGAGCAUGGAGGUGGCACCGUCGAGGCGUAUGCGAGGACCUGCUCUGGCGGUGCUGCUGGAAUGGGCGCGGGGGAGUCGCGGUUUGUGAGAGAACUGCUGGCGUGUGCGGCCCCUCUGGGUGAGAGGAGAGAUCGGGCGCGUGUACGGUGGGUGGGUGGGUAAUUGUUCUAUGUGUGUGUGGUGUGUGUGUGUGCAGGUCGUGUCAUCAUGUCGACACCGCUCUCACAGGUGAGUGAGGAGCCAGGGCAAUCAGUGCAGCAAAGCGUCCGUCCAUAAUGAGUGCACUGCACUGCACUGAUCCACACUCGUGUGGCUGGCUGGCUGGUUGGUUUGCGGUUCAGAUGGACCCUGUAGAGUGUGAGGCUCUGUACCUGAAGUCCCUCAGCCUCUCCUUCUUUGUGCCCCACCUGCCGCUGCUCACCAACACACACAACAGCCUCAGCAUGCGUAAUUUAACAAGCAAACAACCGCUGUUGUCAAUGAUGUGAUGCAUGUCAUGUGUCACUGCAUCAGAUGUGCUCGCGCGUGUGUUGGAGGCGAUAGAGCAUGGCGAGGUGUGGAUGCCGUCGGCCGAUGAGGUGGCGGGGACGGCGGAGGGAUAGUGGCAGAGUGAAGGUGGGUGUGGGUGUGGCGUCAGUGAGUGAGUGACGCUUGUGGCUUUAAGACGGUUGGUCCUGCCCGCUGUGUUGAUGUGUAAAUACGCUAUGCGCUGGUCUGCGUCUGCCAGAAGCGGCUAGGGGACAUUUAAGGUGUCUGCACCCUUCUGUGCGCGCUUAGAUUGCAGCGCUUGCAGGCAUGGAUCGAACUCAUCGCUCCCUGCACGUCCGUCUCAC